ACUUAAAAGCAGUUGAUGCGGUUGCGAAACAGCAUUAUUACAAUGUAACCCUGCAUUCUAUAAAUUUUCCUUGCCCUCCGACGUCUGCCGUUCUUGCUAAGAAUUUAUGAUAAAAUAAAGCAUCACAAACCUUAACGAUGCACAGCUUGCUUUUGUUAGCACAUCAACAGCUUUACUGAUACAUUUUGGAACAUGAUACAUUGUGAAAAAUUGCACGGUUGAAUCUACAUAUGGCUACUUUGCAACUGACGUUUUGCAGCUCACCCUUUCAGUAGCAAUGCCUUCUGAAGCAAUGGCAAUGAAAAUGGAGGAACCACUGCUUAUUCUAAGGCGCUUCCAACCGGUGCCGGUUUAUGAGGUGCUCUUGUUUCAUGUCAGAAAUACACUUUGAGGACUAGACGUGCUCUGCUUUUGUUGUUGUAACUGCAAAAAUAUUCUCCAAGUAAUUUUUUUAUGAAAUUUUGCGGAAGAGACGGUCCUUGGGCGAAUAAAAAUCCUGGUCGUUCCUGUAUAAAGAACCAACUGUACCGAGAACUGUUGGAGUAAAUUCUUGAACCCAUUCGGACUUAAUUUGAUUCUGAAUUAUAGUUUAUUUCCUUACAUCAAACAUACAUAUAUUCCGGAUUUUUCUCUGAAUAAGUUCUAAGUAAGUGUGAUAAGGUGUAGUCCUGCUUCUGGGCAAACACGUACAUUUGCGAGUGUAAAUUUAAUUACCUCCUACUUGGAACGUUAACAGACUAUUCGUUACUUGAGACUCGCAAAUAAAAAAACAGUUUCACUAUAUGAAAUGUGUUCCGGAAGAGAAACUCCAUUUUUGUUGACCACUGCAAAAGUUUAACGUAUUACGAUUUAAUAGCAGCUUUGGGCCUUUAUUGAGUUGGUGCCACUGCCCUGUUCUUGAUGUCAAGAAGAACGAUACAAACACCGGUCACAGUUUAAAAUCCCAAGCAUAGAGGUGAUUGCUGAUCAUGCACUUUUAUAAGGUAUGCGAUAGACGUCCAAUCGUUGACUUUUUUGUUUGCUUGACAAAUUAAAAUUAAAAUUUUUUUGUAUGAGCUUCAAUUUUCCGUGCAUACUUAUUUAAUGUCAUUUAUAUUUUUGUAGACUCUCGAUCAGUAUUUGUCCACAAAUCAAUUACAGCAAAUCAUAUCGAUAAGUAAAUGGAUUAUUAUAUUUAUAAUCCGAAAACAAACGAUUUUACCAAUCAAUUUGUAAUAAUGGCAGGUAAUAGUAAUAGCAAAUCAAUAAUAUCACAGCAUUCAAAGCAAAAUAUUCCGGUAACGAAAAUACAUUACUUUUUGUGGCCAUUGGUUUUUGGUGUGAAUCUAUACGAUUUUCUGAGCCUGUGUCAUCUUGUACCGACACAUAGUCUUCACCUGUCUCGGCCGUACUUAAUGAGCACGUCAUCGUUUCAAGUUUUCCAUAAGCCUCAAACAAAACCGUAUGAUUUACCUAUGAUUUGCAAUUGAUCAAAUAUGUCCUUUUUCUAAUCUCAGGCAUCUGGUUGAAUACAAAUAUAUCUACAAUAAUUGUCGCUCAUA
This is a messenger RNA of Ceratitis capitata (Mediterranean fruit fly), 1541 nucleotides long. RefSeq lists its product as uncharacterized. The record is from RefSeq and is a predicted model, not a curated record. The coding region runs from base 1161 to 1469 and encodes 102 amino acids. NCBI's taxonomy places the organism in Eukaryota, Metazoa, Arthropoda, Insecta, Diptera, Tephritidae. The transcript has 3 exons.